UUACCCAAUCUUUUUGAAUAUUGUUAUAAUUAUUUAUAUUAUUACUCUUCUCUCUCUUUACCAAAUUUUUCUUUUUUCUUUUCUUUUUCUAUGUGAAAGAAGCAAAACGGCAGAGGGAACAGGUAAGAUGGUUGUAGCAGUGACGACGGCGACGGGAAUGGAAUCGCUAAGCGAGAGAGCAGCGAAGAUGAGAGAAAGUCUUCAAAAGAGCCAAACGAUAACUGAUAAUGUUGUCUCUAUUCUUGGCUCUUUUGACAGCCGCCUUUCUGCUCUUGAAACCGCUAUGCGUCCUACUCAGAUAAGAACACAUGCUAUAAGGAAAGCUCAUGAGAACAUUGAUAAGACUUUAAAGUCUGCGGAGGUUAUAUUGGCUCAAUUCGAUAUUUCUCGGCAGGCAGAGGCUAAAAUACUUAGAGGACCGCACGAGGACUUGGAAAGUUACCUUGUGGCCAUCGAUCAGCUAAGAAGCAACAUUCGUUUUUUCAGCAGUAGUAAAGGCUUUAAGAGCAGUGAGUCAGUGCUCAAUAAUGCAAAUAGCUUACUUGCUAAAGCUAUUUCGAAGCUAGAAGAGGAGUUUAGGCAGCUAUUAGCAUCUUACAGCAAGUCUGUUGAACCUGAUCGUCUCUUUGAGUGCCUUCCUGAAUCGAUGCAACCAUCAGCUGGAUCGCCUUUAAACCAUAACGGUGGCAGAAAUCAUUCUGAGCAGCCAAAUAAUAAUCCAGAAACUGGGGCUUUCAAACAUCUUACUCUCAUUCCUCCAAGGAUUCUACCUUUGUUGCACGAUUUAGCUCAACAAAUGGUUCAAGCUGGACAUCAACAGCAGUUAUUUAGUAUUUACAGGGAUACCCGCUCUUCAGUUUUGGAAGAAAGCCUCCACAAGUUAGGAGUAGAAAAACUCAGCAAAGAGGAUGUCCAAAAGAUGCAAUGGGAGGUGUUGGAGGCCAAGAUUGGGAAUUGGAUACAUUUUAUGCGCAUUGCUGUGAAAGUCCUGUUUGCUGGAGAAAGAAGAGUUUGUGACCAAAUAUUUGAGGGGUUCGAUUCUCUUCGAGAUCAGUGUUUUGCUGGAUGUACUGCUAGUAGUGUCUCAAUGCUUCUUAGUUUUGGGGAGGCAAUUGCCAGAAGCAAAAGAUCACCUGAAAAGUUAUUUGUACUUCUAGACAUGUAUGAGAUUAUGAGAGAACUUCAUUCAGAGAUUGAGGCUGUUUUCAAGGGUAAAGCUUGUGCAGAAAUUAGGGAAUCUACAUUUGGUUUGACUAAACGGCUUGCACAAACAGCUCAAGAAACAUUUGGUGAUUUUGAAGAAGCAGUUGAAAAGGAUGCAACAAAAACUGCUGUAUUGGAUGGAACGGUCCAUCCCCUAACAAGCUAUGUGAUUAACUACGUGAAAUUUCUAUUCGACUAUCAAUCAACCUUGAAACAACUCUUUCAAGAAUUUGAGAAUGGAGCUGAAACAAGUUCACAGUUAGCUUCUGUGACGAUGCGAAUAAUGCAGGCUCUUCAAACCAAUCUUGAUGGAAAAUCUAAGCAGUAUAAAGAUCAAGCUUUGACUCACUUGUUUCUCAUGAAUAAUAUUCACUACAUGGUCCGAUCUGUGCGCAGAUCUGAAGCCAAGGAUUUGUUAGGGGAUGAUUGGGUUCAAAGACAUAGAAGGAUUGUGCAACAGCAUGCAAAUCAAUACAAAAGGAAUGCAUGGGCAAAGAUUCUCCAGUGUCUGUCUGCACAAGGCUUAACAUCAUCAGGGGGUGGUAGUGCAGUACCUGGCGAGGGAGGAAGUGGAAGUGGAGCUUCGAGAGGCAUUGUCAAAGACAGGUUUAAGACUUUCAAUAUGCAAUUUGAGGAGCUUCACCAAAAACAAUCUCAGUGGACUGUUCCUGACACUGAGUUGCGAGAGUCUCUAAGGCUUGCAGUUGCUGAAGUCUUGUUACCUGCCUAUAGAUCAUUUGUGAAACGUUUUGGGCCUUUAGUUGAGAGUGGUAAGAACCCCCAGAAGUACAUUAAGUACAACCCAGAGGAUCUGGAAAGGAUGCUGGGUGAAUUUUUUGAAGGGAAGACUUUGAAUGAGCCCAGGCGGUAAAUAUUAUCCCGUGAGCUGGUGCGGUUUUUGACCUUGUGCUGCAAUCGUACAUAUGAUGGCACCCUGUCUGGGAAGUUUCAAGUGAUUAGCUUCUUUUCACCCACUGUGGUGGUGGCUGUUUCGUUAGAAGGUGGUGGGGCGGUAGCUGCAGCGACAUUGGUAUUAUUGAGGGUUUCAUAUCUACCCAGCAGCUACCGAUUGUAAAGGCUGUGAAUAAACUAGAAGGUUAAAAUAAGGUAAAUGAAAGAUCAUGUACUAUAUUAACUUUUCUGGUAAAAAGUUUUAAGAAUCUUUAUUCUCUGUCAGUGGUGUGACCUGUUGAAUGUUUUGUAGUCUAAUCCUACAGGUUUACCUUUCUCUUAACAGAGCAGUGUCUUCAAACUUUACACUCAAUGUAAACGUUUAUGAACAUUAAAACUUUGGGUGAAUUAAUAAUUCUUCUAAUAUUGUAUUCA
Messenger RNA from Ricinus communis (castor bean), 2529 nucleotides. RefSeq names its product exocyst complex component EXO70A1. Gene Ontology annotation, molecular function: phosphatidylinositol-4,5-bisphosphate binding. Bases 128 to 2074 code for a protein of 648 amino acids. Gene Ontology annotation, biological process: exocytosis. Gene Ontology annotation, cellular component: exocyst. Lineage: Eukaryota; Viridiplantae; Streptophyta; Magnoliopsida; Malpighiales; Euphorbiaceae. The record is from RefSeq and is a predicted model, not a curated record. The transcript has 12 exons.